Sclerotinia sclerotiorum 1980 UF-70 is the source of this 507-nucleotide messenger RNA. RefSeq lists its product with no specific name. The transcript is spliced from 3 exons. The coding region runs from base 1 to 507 and encodes 168 amino acids. NCBI's taxonomy places the organism in Eukaryota, Fungi, Ascomycota, Leotiomycetes, Helotiales, Sclerotiniaceae. The record is from RefSeq and is a predicted model, not a curated record.
AUGCGCAUCCCUCAUUCUUCCAUUCAUUAUUCUUCGAAUAAACUCCCCCGCGAACUGACAUAUUUCGGUGAUCAAUUUUCUAGCGUCUGGAAGACCGGUUACACGAUUCUUAGCACGGAGAAUAAAUUAAGUGAUAUGGGAAGUAAAGAUUUAAAUGGAACUUUGGUUGUGGAUACCACGAGUGAGUAUCCGUAUGGAAGUUUAUUGCGGUUGGUUAAUGGGGAGUUUUUGGGUAAUGAUAAUCAAGCGCGGUUUUGCGCUCAAUGUCAAAGUCAAAGUCAAACGAAAAAUACGUAUACAUAUACGUCUUCCAGCGAUUCGGAGGGACAAACGGGAUCACAAGCAGGAUCACAAUCACAAACGCAGGGAGAUGCAUUUGAAGAGGGAUCAGCAGUUCGUGUGUAUAUUAAUGGGACGCAGAAUUUACCGGUGGGCUGUGUGGAGGUGCGGCUUGUGGUUGAGUGGGUGGAUAGUGAGGAGCUGGGGGAGACGUUGGGGUAUUCUUAG